This is a messenger RNA of Ictalurus furcatus (blue catfish), 6951 nucleotides long. RefSeq lists its product as uncharacterized. The transcript is spliced from 2 exons. Bases 1 to 3429 code for a protein of 1142 amino acids. Lineage: Eukaryota; Metazoa; Chordata; Actinopteri; Siluriformes; Ictaluridae. The record is from RefSeq and is a predicted model, not a curated record.
AUGCAGAGUAGAAGAUUGCAGUUAGACUCGAACAUCGAGAGAAAAGAUGGACAUAACGGCAAUAACUGUCAUGGAGAGGUGCAGUACUGUGAGGAUGUAGCUGAGUCUCUAGAGCUGGUAAGGGCACUGCAGAAAACGUAUCGACAAUUCCACAAAGCAGUAGCUGUAGUUCCACCCAUUUCUCAGCAGCCCCCCAGUCCAGAAAAAAAUGAUCAUGUCCCCACAAGCGCCGAUGACAGCCUUCCUUUCAAGAUCGAUGCUGUCUGUACUCUUGUUACGGAGGGCAAGAAUGUGGAGCAAGAGUCAAAUGCACCGAGUCUGCCCAGAGAGACCAUCAAGGAAUUACUGCAGUUGUUUUCAAUACCAGACCCCGAGACACAGGAACCUAACAAACCUGAAGAUGGAUCUACAGUCGACAGCCUAAUACCUGACACUCAAAGCACAGACAUUCCUCAGUCUCAGAUUGACUCUUCCACAUCUCAAGACCCUGUUUGCUCUACUGUCUCGACCUCAAAAAGUCCAGAGGAUCACAACGAAGUCCAAACUGGUCAGUCAAAUGGCAACAUGUUUGAUGUGUCCAAGAUACAAGUGCUUAAGUUUACACCGAAGAAAUUUAUUGAGUUUGUGAAGGUUUUAGAAAGCACAACAGAAGGAAGUGUAAAAGAGCCAGUAGCAGAUGUUAGGAAGUGUCUCUUGGAUCUCUAUUGGGACGGAAGCGUAAUAAACCUUGUUAAACAAAUACAAACAGUCACUGAAGAGAUAUCUGGCUUCUCUACUGAAGUGUCCAUAAAAGAAAUGCAGACAGCCGUUUUUCACUACCUUAAACCUGAACUGUUAAAGAUGCUGGAACAUGGUUACCACAUUCUGAAAGAUGACACAAACUUACCAGCUGAGGACUUUAUGUCGUCAUGGUUGAACAUCGAUGGACAGCCUGCUGAUGUAGACAGUGUUCUUUCGGAACCAAUUUUGGACUUUAACUUUACCGAUUAUGCUUUACACGGAAGUUUCAACGCACUUGACAUUUAUUCCGAGUUUGAACCUUCUACAAAGGUGAUCCCUGCAACAACUGACUGCCAGGAUGACCAGAUGAUUAACAAAGAGCUUGCAAACACACAGGUAUGUGAAAGUAAAUCCACCGAUAAAGUCUCCAGCACACAAGAAGCAUCAAAGAAGCAAGAAGAUGAAAACCUUGAGAAACAUCAGCAGCAAGAUGUAAAUAUGAAUCCUGAAGAAUCUGUAGAUGCAAAUGAAAUAGCAGACACACUGACUGAGAGCGAAACCGAAUGCGAACAAGUCUGCGGAGAUGCAAGUGAGGAUAUCGCUUCUUCCUCUGAAAUGGUUGAACAGAAAUAUCUUUCUAAUGAUGAUUCCAGUAAUGACUCCCAAUUAAUUGAACUCUCACUUCUGUCAUCUGAUGAUGCUAGAACCAUUUUUAAGGAAUACUCUGGUUCUGAUUUACAAAAAGAGCCAUGCCAAGAUGAAGCAAAGGGUUCCACCACCUCAGACAAUAAGUCUAAUGAGUUCUGCAAUUCAACCAAUCAAAUCAAAUUUACUUGCCCUCAUGUGACCUACAUCGACUGGAAUGGUGACGAUUUCUGCCCCAGGUGCUGGGAAGAAACUCCUUUGCUGGAUCUAGAUCUGGAAGAAGCUCUGUUCAGCCCAAAGGCGGUUAGUUCUACUCCUAAUAAACAAGAUCAUCAUAAUCACAGCUGUAGUCCACAAUCUGGAAAGCCAGAUUCAAAUUGUACUGUAUUGUCAGAGGGUAGCAGCAUAUCUGACUCAUCUACUCCAAAGGUAUUUGAAGGGACCAUCUACGAACCAGACCCUAAUCCAUGUAAUGCAGUAGAAAGCUGUACUCCUCUGUCUGGUAAAUCACCAGUUGAAGAACUACAUUCACCCGUGUGCACUGAAAGUGUUGGCUUCACUAUGCCAGUUGAAGAACAAGUCUGUGAGACCAACAGUUCAAAGGGCCCAAAGUUACCCAAGGCUCUGUCGUAUGCACAAAACCUAGUCAUUCCAGAGCAGACCAAAACCCCAAGAGAUGAAGUUUCUCCACCAAAAAGUCUACCAUGCAAAAAGUUCAAGCUAACCAAAACUACAGCAAUACCUGCUGGAGAUGACCUUUUCACUGCUGGUAUUGAGACCACAAAAGCUAGUGCCCAAAAACCACAUUCAAAUGAUCUUGAUGUUACUCCAGCUGAAGGUGACCAGAAUUGUAAAGAUGAAAGAAAAGAAACAGGAGAAGUAAGAAGGUCUCCAAUCAAGCUGAAAAUGAAUGCUCAGUGUACACAAUCUGGUACACCAGACCCAAAUGUGAAUGUAUCCUCAGAGACUAGCAGUGUCUCUUCAAAUCCUUCAACCUAUGGAGUUAAUAUGAGUAUCACAGAACCAGACCCUAAUCUAGGUGAUUCAGUACAGAACUCUAACUCACCAUCUGCUAAAUCAGCAGAUAAAGAAGCACAUAGACUAGUAUGUUCAGAGAUCGUCAGGGUCACUUUGUCAGUUGAACAAGUUUGUGAGGCAAAUAGUUGGUCAAGAGCAGAGUUAUCCAAGACUCCCGCACAAAACAUUGAACAGAAAAGGCCAGUCAUUCUGUCACAUACCAAAACAUCUAGAAAAAAAAAUUCUCCACCAAGAUAUCCUCCAUGUAAAAGGGUAAAGGUUACCAAAACUGUAUCAAUACAUGCUGAAGAUGACCUUUUCACCCCUGAUAUUGUGGUCAAAAAAGCUAGCUCCCCAAUACCACAUCCAAGUGACCCUACUGUUACUCCUGCUAAAAAUAACCAGUAUUGCAAAUAUGAAAGGAAGGAAAGAGGAGAAGAAAGAAAGUCUCCAAUCAUGUUGAAACUUCAACGUAAGCAACAUUCUGGCCCAACCAAAACAGAUUCACAUGGGAAAUGGUACAAGCCAUCUGUUAAGUCCCAAGUGCCAAAUGUUACACCUCAGCCGAAAAGUUCAGAUGCAAACAAAGGCAAAGAACUUGGUAAGACAAAACAAACUGGACAAAACAAAGAAAAGCUGAGAUUUUCGCUGUAUGGAUACAGUAAUGGCGACAGGAACAGAAUCGUCCAUCAAUGUACCAGGACAAAGUCGUCCACAGCUCCUGCUUACGUCACAAUCUCAAACAGCCUUGAAACUGCACAGAGCUACACGGAUGCACCUUCGGCUAAGCAAAAGGUCUAUAGCCAGUGGAGUAGCACAUUUGUGGAAACAAAAAAGAAUACCUCUUCACAUAAGAAGCAUCAAAAACCUGUGAAAGCAGAACUGAAAUCCAGGACACCAGCACUCAAAAGACUUGUUCAAGACAGAUUCGCUAUGAAAGAGAAGCAAUCCACAAAGGAUCUGAGGCAUAAACAAAGUGCUGAAGAUUUUAUUGUUGAACAAGAAGCCAAAAGGUUGAAGUGUAACACUGCUGAUGAAAACUUAUAACCAUGGACACACAAACUACAACGGUUCUUAUGUAGUAUGUUCGAAAAUACACUUGUACUCUACGCUUUUCAGUGUCAAAUAAUCAUUGCUUAUAAACUCUUUUUAUGGUAAAUUGUCAAAUCUGGAUUAUUUCAGUGCUGAAUCCAUACUCUGCUCAUUUCUUUUCUUUCACUAGUAAUUGCUAGUGAAAGAGAAGGCUCUCUCUCUCUUUUUUUUAAAUCUAUUUCCAAUUCCAGUGAUAUAACCUACUUUAACGGUUGUUUUGUUUAACUGAUAAUAUACUGUGUUAUCAAUUUAAUUCACCACUUUUUUUUAGUGGUUUUAUGAAUGCUAAAAUAUUGUUUUGCUCUAUGAGCUGGGAGCUUGAUAACUGUGGAACUUUUUUACCUUUUUAUAUUGUUGAGGUUUUACAAUGUAUUAUUUGUAUUUUUUACAAUAAAGUUUUGUAUGAAGAUGUUGUCAUGUUACUGGACGAAUUAGUUAUGACAAACAAUACAAUUGUUUGAACAAAUUAUGAACACAGAGGUGUUCACAGUUGUUCACAGUUGUUUGUACAGUGGGGGAAAUAAGUAUUGAAUGUGUCAACAUUUUUUUCAGUAAAUAUAUUUCCAAUGAGGCUAUUCACAUUAAAUUUUCACCAGACAUCAGUAUUAACUCAAGAAAUCCAGGAAUAUAAAGAAUUCACAACAUUAAAGUCCAUAAAUAAAGUUAUGUGUAAUAAAGUGGAAUUACACAGGAAAAAAAGUAUUGAACACGCUAAGAAAAAGCAGUUCUCCAAUGCAAGGAACCAUCUGUAAGUAAUUAUACCCCCGUCUGUGAAAAUUAAUAUCAGCUGGGUUAGUAAAUUGAUGGUCUAUAAAAAGGCUUUUUGUUACCAAGGUGUCAUAGAAAAAACAUCUCAUGAUGGGUAAAAGCAAAGAGCUCUCCCAAGACCUUCGCAACCUUAUUGUUGCAAAACAUAUUGAUACAGAUACAGACGUAUUUCUAAACUUCUGAAUCCUCCAGUAAGCACCACUGGGGCCAUCAAACAUCACUCCGUCAUCAACCGGCCACGCACAGGAGCUCCUCGCAAAAUUUCUGACCAGGGAGUCAGAAGAAUAGUCAGAAGAGUAGCCCAAGAGCCAAGGACCAGAAAGAGCUCCAGAAACACUUGGAGGCAGCAGGUGCCAUCGUCAUAGAGAAAACAAUAGGCAAUGCUCUCCACUGCUCACACUCACCCCACAAGACUCCAUUACUAAAGAAAAGGCAUGUCGAAGCUCGUUUAAAGUUUGCUACAACUCAUUUGGACAAGCCUAUGAAAUACUGGGAGAGUGUAGUCUGGUCAGACGAGAGUAAAAUGUAACUUUUUGUCAGUCAUACUAAACACCAUGUCUGGAGAAGAAAUGACACUGCACAUCACCCUCAAAACACUUUACCAACAGUGAAGUUUGGAGGUGGAAGCAUCAUGGUGUGGGGCUGUUUUUCAUCACAUGGUACUGGCAGACUUCAUAUAAUUGAAGGAACGAUGAAUGGACCCCUUUACCGGGAGAUUCUUGAGAAGAAUCUGCUGCCAUCCACCAGGAUGAUGAAGAUGAGACGUGGGUGGAGCUUCCAGCAGGACAACGAUCCAAAGCUUACAGCAAAAGAGAAGAGCAAGAAAAGAAAGAGCAGAGGAAAAGGCCAGAAGAAUGAUGGAUCAUCGGGGGAUGUUGAUCACAGAUGACUACCACACGAUCCUGCAAUAUCUGAGUUCCCCACAGAUCGCUUUAGCUGCAAUGGCUAAUCAACUCUGGAAAUGCCAUAGGGAUGUUCAGAAACAGAUAAGAAAAGUCAUAAAAAUAAGUAGAGUAUUAAGGACUAAAAUGUAUAUAGAGGAUAUUGCUUUUAAUAAAGCGACCAGCAUGCAAGUCUGUUCACUGAGCAAAAAAAAACACUUCCUGACCCACAUGAAUAUGAACAUGAUCUAAGCCAGGCUAUUAUGUACAUGACACCUGAAUAAGUAUAGAAAGUUAAAAUAGAUGCUGAUAUGCUUCUGCUUGUAUAUGUGUAAUAAAGAAGAAGCGCAAGGUGUUAAAACAACAAGGGUUUGAAAUGUCUUUGGCUUCCUUAUUUUAAACCAGUAUCUUAAAAACACAGAGGUUUAAAUGUCACUGAGGCCUAAUGACGCCUGAAGGUAGAUACAACAGGAUAUUGUGGGUUAGCCUAACAUCUUGUGCUCAGUGACUGACAGGGUUUGAAAUGCUCUCUGGAAAGUAUGUUGUAUGCUAUUUUGAAAAAUGAACGUGUAACCUCUGACUCAUAUACCGAAUUGAUGUGAUGACAGUUGACACUAAAGUUCCUAUUUAUAAAAAUCGAGAUCCAAUGUGCCUGCUGAAAUUUAUAUAAUAUGUCUGAAUAUGUUCAUUCUUCACCAAGAUUUCCCUGGUCAAGAUCUACGCGUGGUGAAGAUAUUCUUAACGGCUGUAUUGUUAACUGUUAUCCUGUUUGAAACUUGUUAUUCUGUAAGAAACGAAUCCACUUAAGUGGAGAUUUGUAAACUCAGGAAAUGACUAGUGAGUCCUCUUUUUCUAUGAUAGACUAAGAAUAGAGUUUCUUAUUUUCUUCAUCUGGUGAUCAAUGUGUAAUCCUAAGGUGUAAGGCCUCUCCUGCCCCAGAGGCUCGGACCUCGACCUGAUCUGUUGUCACAGGACGUUCAGAGGUGAACUGAUCAUCUGACGAGACAACUGGAGCCUAAAAACUCACAUUGAUGACCUGAGUUGUGCGUCAACUAGGAUGUGACUGACGUCCAGAUAAUCGAUGGAGAUACUCUUCUGAUGCACAGCCAUGUGUGGAAAUUUUCUAAAUGUAUCUAUGCCUUAACCAAUCAGAAUCAUCCAACCUGAUGUAAUGACUAGCUUAGUGACUGUGUGAAAGUAUACUUGUUGAUGUAAUGAGUGUCAUUGCAGCGCGGCCUACGAACUCCUUUCGGAUGAGACUGCAAACUAUUCUUCAGUAAAAAUUUUCUUCAGUUGAUUGCAUCUCUUGACUCCUGGCCUUCCUUCAUCAUAUCUGGUCCUUGGGUCUUUAACUGUAACUUCCCCUACACUAUCACGAGGAUGCACUGACCUGUCCGUCUCAGCAUAAAUAAACCAGACUGAGAUGAAGAUUCAUUUUACUUCACACAAGAAAAGGAAGAUAUUAGUUCAAUUCAUUUUCAUUUUCCUAAAAUAAACCAAAUACAUCUUAAAAUCAUUAUUAUCUGCUUCUAUUAGCUGAUUGGUUAGUACAAGAAUGAAAUAAAACUAUCUAACCUUAAAGUAACCUUAGUUAAGUUUGCACAGACUUUCACUUCUCCAAAAUCAGUUGAUGGAGGAAGGAAGUUUUGUUUGCCAGGAUAUCUUACAAUGUGUGCUAUUGCAAAACUGUGUGUGUGUGUGUGUGUGUGUGUUUUGUUGGGGGUGUUUGAGACAGUUUAAUCUUUGUACUUCAUGUUCUUUUGUCUUCCUAAUGAGUUAAUGUCUAGAAUCUAUGCCAUUUCAGGUAUGUAUUGCAUUCUGUUCAGAC